This is a messenger RNA of Hyaena hyaena (striped hyena), 3582 nucleotides long. RefSeq names its product ATP binding cassette subfamily D member 1 (gene ABCD1). The transcript has 10 exons. The record is from RefSeq and is a predicted model, not a curated record. Gene Ontology annotation, biological process: peroxisome organization; fatty acid beta-oxidation; long-chain fatty acid import into peroxisome. Lineage: Eukaryota; Metazoa; Chordata; Mammalia; Carnivora; Hyaenidae. Gene Ontology annotation, molecular function: long-chain fatty acid transmembrane transporter activity; ATP hydrolysis activity; ATP binding. The coding region runs from base 409 to 2610 and encodes 733 amino acids. Gene Ontology annotation, cellular component: peroxisomal membrane; peroxisome.
GUCGGCUUCAGUCAGGCUGCGGAGCUGACGGACGCGCCUAGUGCCCCGGGGAGGGGAGCCACCAGGAGUGAAGGUAGAGGAGGAGGUGUAGAGGAAGAGACGCCCUCUCUGCCGGGACCCCCUCCCUCCGCCCCCCGAGGCUCUGACCCCAGGGGUUAGGGGCCUGACAAGUUUCUCCACCUUGGCUGCCUGAAGAGGCCGCUACCCUGGAGGGCCCUGAGCCCCCCGCACCAGGGGCCCCAGCACCGCCCCGGUGGCCUAACGCGACAGUUUCAGGGACCACUGCAAGGUUUCCAGUGGCCUAGACAACCCAGGAGCCCAGGGUCAGAGCAACAACCCUUCCUGCCACCUGCCUCGACUUCUGCCUCAGGCACCAGUCCCGGCCCCCGUGCAUCCAGCCCAGGUGACAUGCCGGUACUCUCCACGCCCAGGCCCUCGCGGGUGACCACGCUGAAGCGCACAGCUCUGGUCCUGGCCCUCACCGCCUAUGGAGCCCACAAAAUCUACCCUCUGGUGCGGCAGUACCUAGCUGCAAGCAGGGGCCCUCAGGUCCCAGCAGGGGAGUCCACGCAGGAGGUCUCUGGGGCCACGGCGGCCAAGGCCAGCGUGAACAGAGUGUUCUUGCGGCGGCUCUUGGGGCUCCUCCGGCUGCUCUUCCCCAGGACCCUGUGCCGGGAAACAGGGCUGCUGGCGCUGCAUUCGGCCUCCCUGGUGAGCCGGACUUUCCUGUCGGUGUACGUGGCCCGCCUGGACGGCCGGCUGGCCCGCAGCAUCGUGCGCAAGGACCCGCGGGCCUUCGGCUGGCAGCUCCUGCAGUGGCUCCUCAUCGCUCUCCCUGCCACCUUCAUCAACAGUGCCAUCCGGUACCUCGAGGGCCAGCUGGCCCUGUCUUUCCGCAGCCGUCUAGUGGCCCACGCCUACAGCCUCUACUUUUCCCAGCAGACGUACUACAGAGUCAGCAACAUGGACGGGCGCCUUCGCAACCCUGACCAGUCCCUGACGGAGGACGUGGUGGCCUUUGCCGCUUCGGUGGCCCACCUCUACUCCAACCUCACCAAGCCGCUCCUGGACGUCGCCGUGACGGCCUACACCCUGGUUCGAGCGGCCCGCUCCCGUGGGGCCGGCACGGCCUGGCCCUCGGCCAUCGCCGGACUCGUCGUGUUCCUCACAGCCAACGUGCUGCGGGCUUUCUCACCUAAGUUUGGCGAGCUGGUGGCAGAGGAGGCGCGGCGGAAGGGAGAGCUGCGCUACAUGCACUCUCGAGUGGUGGCCAACUCAGAGGAGAUCGCCUUCUAUGGGGGCCACGAGGUGGAGCUGGCCCUGUUGCGGCACUCCUACGAGGACCUGGCUUCCCAGAUUAACCUGAUCCUGCUGGAACGCCUUUGGUACAUCAUGCUGGAGCAGUUCCUCAUGAAGUAUGUGUGGAGCGCCUCCGGCCUGCUCAUGGUGGCCGUCCCCAUAAUCACUGCCACCGGGUACUCCGAGUCAGACUCGGAGGCGGUGAAGAAGGCAGCCUUGGAGAUGAGGGAGGAGGAGCUUGUGAGCGAACGCACAGAAGCCUUCACCAUUGCCCGCAACCUCCUCACCGCCGCCGCGGAUGCCAUUGAGCGGAUCAUGUCGUCCUACAAGGAGGUGACAGAGCUGGCCGGCUACACAGCCCGAGUACACGAGAUGUUCCAGGUGUUCGAAGAUGUCCGGCACUGCCGUUUCAAGAGGCCUGGCGAGCUGGAGGACACUCGGGCGGGAGCCGGGCCUGUGGUGUGGCCUGGUGCCCGUGUAGAGGGUCCUCUGCAGAUCCGAGGCCAAGUGGUAGACGUGGAACAGGGAAUUGUUUGUGAGAACAUCCCCAUCAUCACGCCCACGGGAGAGGUGGUGGUGGCCAGCCUCAACAUCAGGGUGGAAGAAGGCAUGCACCUGCUCAUCACGGGCCCCAACGGCUGCGGCAAGAGUUCUCUGUUCCGGAUCCUUGGGGGGCUGUGGCCCGCAUACAGUGGCGUGCUGUACAAGCCCCCGCCCCAGCGCAUGUUCUACAUCCCUCAGAGGCCCUACAUGUCCGUGGGCUCCUUGCGGGAUCAGGUGAUCUACCCAGACUCCGUGGAGGAUAUGCGAAGGAAAGGCUAUUCAGAGCAGCACCUGGAAGCCAUUCUGGACAUCGUGCACUUGAACCACAUCCUGCAGCGGGAAGGAGGUUGGGAAGCCGUGUGCGACUGGAAGGAUGUGCUGUCGGGGGGUGAGAAGCAGAGAAUCGGCAUGGCGCGCAUGUUCUACCACAGACCCAAGUACGCCCUCCUGGAUGAAUGCACCAGCGCUGUGAGCAUCGAUGUAGAAGGCAAGAUCUUCCAGGCGGCCAAGGACGCCGGCAUCGCGCUGCUGUCCAUCACCCACCGGCCCUCCCUGUGGAAGUACCACACACACCUGCUACAGUUUGAUGGGGAGGGUGGCUGGAAGUUCGAGAAGCUAGACUCGGCCGCUCGCCUGAGCCUGACUGAAGAGAAGCAGCGGCUGGAGCAGCAGCUGGCGGGCAUUCCCAAGAUGCAGCGGCGCCUCCAGGAGCUGUGCCAGAUCCUGGGCCAAGGCUCUGGGGUCCUCCAGGGCGCCGCCCCGCCCUGAGCCCCGGGAUCACAUGAAGGAAACGGCAGCACCCGGCCGCCCGCCCCUCCAGCCAGCCCUGCCGCAGGCCCGCCCCGCAUGCCUUUCCCUCCCAGGCCUCCUGGCCGCCACCUGCCCCGCCUAGAGGACCGCCAGCAAACGCGCGCACCUGUCCCUGCACCCCCUUCCCUGGGCAGGGCGGGUGGCCCUUUCUUCUCUUCCAGGAGGAGGUGAGGGGUGGAGGUGAGACCCCAGCUCACACUGCCAGCCAGUCUGUGCAGAGCCUUGCGUCUGUGGGGCCCUGCUCUCCUGGCACUGUGGUCCCCCUCAUUCCCUCCCCUUCUGCCCCUCGGAGACCCCACAGGCCACCUGUUGCUACUGCCCAGAUGGCCCACCGAGGCUCCCGUCCCACGGGCUGCCCUUCCUGCCAUGGAAAUGGGCGAAUGGGGCCCACAGGCAGACAGGGCCCCUGGUGGGAACCCCUUCUCCCUUUCCAAGAGCCCUCGGGAGGAAGAACUGCACAGCAUUUCUUAGCAAGCGAUGAUGAGAAUGUAGUCCCUGCCCUCCUCGGCCCGUAGCCUUCUUUCCUUCUAAUUUAUUGGGUGUAUUGGAUUCCUGUUUGUAGCCAUCCCGAUUGCCAACACGAGCACCCUGCCGGCACCGGAGGCGGCCCGGGCCACCGUCCUUCCGCAGGUGGCCUAGCCAUUGAGCCAGCCCCCAGAGGCCCACACUGCCAGCCCCCUCCAGGGGGUGGGGGUUGCAGACCAACUGAACGGGGAAGGGGUACUGGGGCUGCCGGGCGUGAGGGCGCCUGUGUGCCCAGCUCAGUGCCAAAGAGGGGUCAGCCAGGGGAGCUGUCUCUGCAAAGCCAGCGCCCGCCCAAGAGGGGGACCCCACCACAGCCACCACCGCAUGUGCCUUUCCAGGCCCUCAGCCCUCCGGCCGGGGAGCCUCCCUCAAUCCCUCAGUAAAAGCCUCCCACAGAAAGUGCGA